AUGCAGACAUGCAAAACUUUGGAAUAUUUAUUUUAUUUGGCCUUAUUCGUAUUGUACUUUAAGUUGGCGGAAUCAGCUUCCAUAGAUACAAUAAAUAUUUCUACGACAUCGAUUACAUCGCCAUCUGCUAAGGAUGUUUUGACUACUACCGCUAGAUCAAUGACAAAUAGGGGAAGCGUUAGAAACGUUGAAGGUGGCAGUAAAUUGAAACGCACUUUAGAAGAAUGUAAUAGUUCUUUUAGUUGGAUGUGUUUAAAAUUGGAAUUUGUCAGAAUACUAGAACGUCUUACGGAACGUGAGGAGUUACGUUUGCUAAAUGGCAUAAGUGUGGUUAAAGAUCCAGAGGCAAAGGAAAUAAAAACGUCGGAAUUGAUGGCUGAGGUUGCUCGCAGUUACCCCAAUGAUCCAGAUGCCCGUUUAAAUGGUUACAUUAUCAAUAAAGUCAAUAAUUUCUUGCAAACUCAUUAUUUGCGUUUUAAACUUAUUGAUGAUCAUACCAUAGAGGAAGCUCGUUCUCUAGUCGAAACCGGACGUAAAGAUAAAUUUGGCAAGAAAGGUGGCAUGGAAGCUUUAAUAGCAGCUGGUCUAAUGAUGAAGGGUACCUUAAUGGCCAUGGGUAUGGGUGGUAUAGCUUUAAUUGCUGGUAAAGCUUUAAUGACCGCCCUAAUGGCUUUAACUCUAGCAGCAGUGGUAGGACUUAAAAGUCUAGCUGGUGGUGGUGGAAAAUCUCAUACAUAUGAAAUUGUUACAAAACCCAUUUACACAUCUAGUCACUCACAUUCAGUAUCACAUGAAGACGGUGGUCAUGGCGGUCAUAUGGGUCACAGCGGCAGUGGUUAUGGUGGUUAUGCCAGAUCAUUGAAUUUAAGUUUGCCUAAAAGUUUGAGAGCGAGCGCUAAAGUGCAUUGA
This is a messenger RNA of Lucilia sericata (common green bottle fly), 909 nucleotides long. RefSeq lists its product as uncharacterized. NCBI's taxonomy places the organism in Eukaryota, Metazoa, Arthropoda, Insecta, Diptera, Calliphoridae. The transcript is spliced from 3 exons. The record is from RefSeq and is a predicted model, not a curated record. Bases 1 to 909 code for a protein of 302 amino acids.